AGUCCAUCAAAUUCAAAUAUUAUGUACUCUUUUUAUUUGUUUUAACUUUUAAGAACACAUAAGUAAAAUAAAAUAAAUUAUUUUGUCAGCUUUUUCUUGGAAACCUUAUAGAAGAAGAAAAUUCUUUGAAAAUGUUGUGAAAAAAUUUCACGGUCAAACAUCAUUUUUUCCCAUCAUUAACAGCUAAUGCCUUUUUGAGCUCUUUUCAAUUGGAUCUGGUCACAAUCCAACACCCUUUUGAAAAUUCCUGCGUACAUUUUGGGAUUUUCUUGUUUCAUUUAAAUUUUGAUCGGGUCCUUUCAGAGCUCAUUUUUAUUAAUUCUUGGUGGGUUUCUGCUAAUUUGUUGUUUAAUUCCAUUUUUUGGUCUCUUUAAGGGAAAUUAAAUUCUGGGUUUUGGUUUGUUAAUUUAGUUCUAGUUCAAAGUUUCAAUCUUUAGGAUAAUUUUUUAUUUGGGUUUUAGAUAAUUUUGUGUAUAGAGAUUGGUGAUCAGGUAGUUUUUUUAAGUUGGUUUUGCAUUUUAAGGGUAGGGUUUAGCUUCUGUAAAGGGGUUUAGUUAAUGAUGAAAUGAAAAGUCCAGUGUGUGUUGAGAAUGUUGAUUCAGCUACAAAUGGUUCAAAUGAAGUCAAAUUGUUUGAUGUUCUUGGUGAUUCUGGUUUGUGCAUCUUUGGUUGGUGGGUUGGAAUACAAAAAAAGGACACAAGCAGUGUUUUGGGAUCAAUUACUUGAUCCGGUGACCGGGGACGGUCAUGAAAGCAUGGUAGAGCUAUUGUGGAUCGAAUGCAAGGUAGAUUUGAUUAAAUUUAGGGAGGCUAAUGAAGGUCUCAACUCAUGUCUUCCAGAGGAGAUACCUGGUGUGGCCAGUGAAAGUGAUUCAGAGGGUAUUUCAGUGGAAAAAGAACAGUUUUGGAACUUGAUUAGAGUCCGGCAUCCUGAGUUAAAGAAAACUCUUCUGAAUUGUAUGAGAAAGAAUAGUAUUCUCUUUCAUGUUUCUCGAGAUGGUCGCUAUAACAGUCACCAGGCAAGUUAUCUUAAUAACUUGUUAGCUAGACCAGUUGUUCCACAGAGGAACUUGCUUCAGAGCAUUGCAGAGACACCAUUCCCGGCGAGUGGGUCAUUUCCUGCAACUGGAUCAUUCCUUGCAACUGGAUCGCCUCUCUCCAGUCCUGCACCGGCACCGGCUCCUGAUGUGGCACCUUCUCCAGUUCCUGCUCUUUCAAGUCCUCCUGCUCCAUCUCCACAAGCACCUUUUUUCCCUAGAGGAGGCGACGAACCACCACCUGCUCCAACUCCAAAUGCAGAAACUAUUUCUGGUAGUCCAAUUCCUGAUCCAACUGUUAAGCCAAGUGGUAGUGGAAAUAAACAUAAAGAAGUUAUCAUUGCAGUAGUUGUGACUGCUGCAGUGACAUUUGCCUUUGCAGCACUCUUCUUUUUUUGCUGUACUAAGAUUUGUAAGCGAGGCUCUACAGCAAGAUUGAAUGAUGAAAGACCUCUACUUAGCCUAAGCUUAAGUGACUACUCCACCGGCUUUUCUUAUAAGAAUUUUGGUACCGUAGCUUCUACAAAUGAAGAUAAAGCUGACCAUCACUCCUUCAAUAACACCCCAAGCAUUGAUAGAAAGAACUCACCUUUGAAUAGCGUAAAUUCUGAUGCUUUUCAUGUGUCAGUAGCUGAAACUGCAUCCAUGGGAGCUGUUGGUGCUGCCAAAUUCUCUGCUGAAUCAAAUAACAGAACUAGCAAUACAGUUGGACAUGUACCUCCUCCUGGCUGGGGGAACAACAUGCCUCCUUUGAAGCUUCCCCCAGGAAAGGCAGUCCCCCUUCCUCCUGAACGACCUGCUUCUCUUAGACCUCCUGCAAGCCACGCUGGUCCGUCUCCUUCUCCCCCUCCACCUCCCCCAUAUGCACAAUCUCAUCCUGCAAAAGCUUCUUCUAGUGUGGGUCCUCGCCCUCCUGGACCACCUCCUCCGCCACCCAUGGCUCCCAGUGCCAAAUCUGGUCCUCCGCCACCCAUGGCUCCCGGUGCCAAAUCUGGUCCUCCGCCACCACCACCUCCAAAGAGCGGUCAUGGUCCUCCCCGACCUCCGCCACCAUCCUCUAUGGGUGGAAAGGCCCCUCGUCCACCCAGUGGAUUGAAGCUUCCAUCGAAUGCAGCAUCUAAUGAAGGAAAUGGUGAUGCUAAUAGUUCCAAAGCCAAGCUGAAACCUUUUUUCUGGGAUAAAGUUCUGGCGAAUCCAGAGCAAUCAAUGGUUUGGCAUCAGAUUAAAUCAGGAUCAUUCCAAUUCAACGAGGAGAUGAUUGAAACUCUGUUUGGAUAUGCAGCUUCUAACCAAAACAAAUAUGACACCAAGAAAGAUUCUUCUUCUCAAGAUCCUUCAACUCAGUAUAUUCAAAUACUCGACCCCAAAAAGGCACAAAAUUUGGCAAUUCUUCUACGGGCUCUAAAUGUUACAAUAGAAGAAGUCCGUGAUGCACUUCAUGAAGGAAACGAGCUUCCUGCAGAGUUUCUGCAGACUUUGUUGAAGAUGGCACCUACAGCAGAUGAAGAACUUAAGCUUAGACUGUUCAACGGUGAGCUGUCUCAACUGGGGCCUGCUGAAAGGUUCAUGAAGGUGUUGGUUGACAUUCCAUUUGCUUAUAAACGACUGGAAGCGCUACUUUUCAUGGGUACCCUACAAGAAGAGGUUACCAGUACAAAGGAGUCAUUUGAAAUCUUAGAGGUUGCUUGCAAGGAACUCAGGAAUAGCCGAUUGUUUCUCAAGCUCCUAGAAGCUGUUCUUAAAACCGGCAAUCGCAUGAAUGAUGGAACAUUUCGAGGUGGUGCACAAGCAUUCAAGCUUGACACGCUUUUGAAGUUAGUUGAUGUGAAGGGAACGGAUGGCAAGACAACACUGUUGCACUUUGUUGUUCAAGAGAUUAUCCGCUCAGAAGGUGUGAGAGCUGCACGCUCAGCAAAGGAGAGUCGGACAUUCUCCAAUAUCAGUGCCACAACUGAAGAUCUUCUUCAGGAUAUUUCCCCUGAUACAGAGGAGGAGUAUCGCAGCCUUGGUCUUCAGGUGGUUUCUAAUUUAAGCAACGAUCUAGAAAAUGUCAAGAAAGCAGCAAUUAUUGAUGCUGAUAUCUUAACGGGAACUGUUGCCAAAAUCGGGCUAUCACUGUUAAAAACCAAAGAUUUCCUGAACAAGGACAUGAUGAGUUUAGAUGAACAUAGUGAAUUCCAUGAAACGUUGAAAGGUUUUGUUCAAAAUGCUGAGGUUGAUGCCAUGUCAUUGCUGGAAGAAGAGAAGAGAAUUCUGGCUCUGGUGAAGAGCACCGGUGAUUACUUCCAUGGGAAUGCGGGCAAGGAUGAAGGCUUACGUCUGUUCAUCAUUCUGCGAGACUUCCUGAUAAUUCUAGAUAAGGUAUGCAAACAGGUGGGUGAGGCCCAAAAGAGGUCAGCAAAAGCACUGAAAAAAGAAUCUUCGUCCGCAUCAUCUCACUCCUCUCCACGCCAACAACCUUCUCCAGAUCUUCGUCAACGGUUGUUUCCAGCAAUUGCAGAGAGAAGGGAAUAUUCUAGUUCAGAUGAUGAAAGUUGACGAGUUUCAUAGGUUGCUGCUGUGUUGAAAGUUCAGGAAGUAAAUAUCUCACCGGUUACUUCCAUAGCGGGCACUCAAGCACACUUCUGUAAAGAAGGGAUACUGAGAAGCGAAGUUAACCGGUACUUGCACUCGUCUUCCUACAGGUUAUGGGGAGCGAAAAAGUAACAAUAUAAUGUCACAGUGACGGAAUUCUUCAGCGGAGGACUAAGAUAUCUGUAUUCAGAUAACUUGUGCAUUAGCAGUUAGAUACAGGUCUGCCGUUUUAGUUCAAAUUCUUUGCAUUAUUUUUUAAUAGGAUUUUGUUAAGUGAAUAAUUAGCUAGGUAGUUUAAAUUUAGAAGUUGCUAUAUUGAAUUAAAAUUUUGGAGGAAAAAGAUGUAUUUGUAUAAGGGUUCAACAUGCAUAAUUUUUUAGAUAGAAGUUGGUUUGAUGCAAUCUUGUAGAAGGAUAAUUUUUGUGGCAGCUGAAAAUUCAUAAACAGAUUAGAAAUUGUACAUUUGUUUUGACAUAUUUGGAUGUAAUUUUAGUUA
This is a messenger RNA of Mercurialis annua (annual mercury), 4107 nucleotides long. Its product is annotated as formin-like protein 5. Lineage: Eukaryota; Viridiplantae; Streptophyta; Magnoliopsida; Malpighiales; Euphorbiaceae. The record is from RefSeq and is a predicted model, not a curated record. The transcript has 7 exons. The coding region runs from base 591 to 3575 and encodes 994 amino acids. Gene Ontology annotation, molecular function: actin filament binding. Gene Ontology annotation, biological process: actin cytoskeleton organization; actin nucleation.